GUUCCCUGCCAGGACACAGGACUGUGCCUUUGUCUCUCCCACAGGUGUCCCAGCCAGAGCAGAGGCCCCGUGCCCGGGAAUGGGCAGAGCUCAGCAGAACACCACAGCAGGCAGCUGAGGAGAGGAAUGCAGAUACCACAAGAUGCUCAACUCCAGCAGCAACUCCUCAGGGAGCAACUGCAGCCACAGCACAGUGAUCACCACCACGGUCAUCCCCCUGCUCUACUGCCUCAUCUUCCUCGCUGGGCUCUCUCUCAACGCCCUGGCAGCCUGGGUCUUCCUCCACGUUCCCAGCACUAAGAGUUUCAUUGUCUAUCUCAAGAACAUCGCUGUGGCUGAUCUCCUCAUGAGCCUGACCUUUCCUUUCAAAAUCCUGGCUGAUUCCGAAAUUGCACCCCCAGAGCUGAACCUGUUUGUGUGCAGAUACUCAGCAGUUGUGUUCUACAUGAACAUGUACAUUGGCAUCUCCUUCUUCGGCCUCAUAGGCUUUGACAGGUACUACAAAAUCGUGAAGCCUUUGUUCACCUCCUUUGUUCACACAGUUAACUACAGCAAGGUGGUCUCUGUCAUCAUAUGGCUCUUACUGAUGGUUAUGUCAUUCCCAAAUAUGAUUUUGACUAAUGAAAUCACUAAAGACUCCACGAAAUGUAUAGGUCUUAAAAGCGAGCUUGGCAGACAGUGGCACAAAGCAACAACCUAUAUUUGCACAGGGAUUUUCUGGAUUGUUUUUUUCCUGCUAAUCGUAUUUUACACUUCUAUAUCCAAAAAAAUAUACAGCUCUUACAAAAAAUUCCGGAGGAGCUCAGACAUGGCCAAGAGAAAAACCAGCCGGAACAUAUUCACCAUCAUGUUUGUGUUUGUCAUCUGCUUUGUGCCCUACCACCUCUGCAGGACCCCGUACACCCUGAGCCAGACCAGCUCCCACUUCAGCUGCCAGUCCCAAAAAUCGCUGUUCUACGCCAAGGAGUUCACUCUGGUGCUGUCUGCUGCAAACGUCUGCCUCGAUCCUAUUAUUUAUUUUUUCCUCUGCCUCCCCUUUAGAGAAAAGCUGUAUCAAAAACUGCAUCUCAAGCUGACAGCCUCAAGCGAGGCUGAAAUUUCUAAAUCCAGAAGAUCAAAUACGCUUCGGGAAAGUAUAAACAUAGUGUAGGUUUGUGUCUCUACAAUAAUGUACAUUUCAGGAGCUAUUGAUGAACAAAUGUCCCAAGGAAACUGAGCACACCACAGCCAGCAGCAAACAGGAGAGGGCUCAGCUCAGCACCAGGUGCUGCUUGUCUGUG
Sturnus vulgaris (Common starling) is the source of this 1280-nucleotide messenger RNA. RefSeq names its product purinergic receptor P2Y14 (gene P2RY14). Lineage: Eukaryota; Metazoa; Chordata; Aves; Passeriformes; Sturnidae. Gene Ontology annotation, cellular component: membrane. Gene Ontology annotation, biological process: G protein-coupled receptor signaling pathway. The record is from RefSeq and is a predicted model, not a curated record. Gene Ontology annotation, molecular function: G protein-coupled purinergic nucleotide receptor activity.